Messenger RNA from Pollicipes pollicipes, 739 nucleotides. Its product is annotated as ankyrin repeat and MYND domain-containing protein 1-like. Gene Ontology annotation, molecular function: protein binding. The coding region runs from base 1 to 549 and encodes 182 amino acids. The transcript is spliced from 6 exons. The record is from RefSeq and is a predicted model, not a curated record. Lineage: Eukaryota; Metazoa; Arthropoda; Thecostraca; Pollicipedomorpha; Pollicipedidae.
AUGUUCCUUGGCGAGACGGAGCCGGAGACCCAGCUGGAGACGGUGCUGAAGAGCCUGGAGGGGGGUCGGAGCGUCGCUGACUGCCCGCCGGAGCAGCUGGACCGGCUGACCAACCCGAAGCUGCGCGACCGACGCACUGCCGGCUUUCCCAGCCACCGGUACAGCUCCGCAGCCCGGCCACUGGCUCCAGUCCACAUGCUGGCCUGGAACGACACGACUGCGCUCUGCGAGGUCCAGGAGCACACCUACCGCACAGAGAAGACGGGCAGAUUGGACGCGGAGGUGGUCAGUGUGCACAUGCAGGAGCUUCUGCGGCCUGACCGCGUCGGGCAGCUGCCCAGCGGUCGGCUGGAGCGGGCCAGCCUGCUGCUGAUGCACGCCAGCGCGCUGAACCGCUCUGACGUCAUCCGGCUGCUGCUGCGCACCGUACACCUCAGCGCUGACGUCACGGACUCAGCCGGCACCACAGCCCUCAUCUGCGCCGCCAUGCGGGGUCACGCGGCAGCCGUGAACACGCUGCUGGACCACGGCGCCGACGUAACCACGUGACGGACGAGGGCGUGUCGGCACUGAGCGUGUGCCUGGCGCUGCACCACCCCGACUACGCCACCAAGUACCACCUGGACCAGCUGGCCGUGUUCACUUACCCGGACCUCACACAGGAGUUCGCCGGCGUGGUGGAGUGGCACGGCGGCGCGGACGUGCCGUACGUGCGUGGCGACCGGCCGUUCCCCGUGCG